Molecule: messenger RNA, 966 nt
Organism: Mesocricetus auratus (golden hamster)
Lineage: Eukaryota; Metazoa; Chordata; Mammalia; Rodentia; Cricetidae
Product: transcription factor BTF3-like
Exons: 4
Coding region: 1-489 (162 amino acids)
Cellular component (GO): nascent polypeptide-associated complex; cytosol
Source: RefSeq, a predicted model, not a curated record
AUGUUGCGGGAUUCUGGUCUUGAAGAACAGCGGAGCACUGACCUUGAGUUUACGGCUUCUCAAGUUAUUAUCAAUGCAAUCAAAUGCUUUUUAAAAAUUUCUAAUGACAGACAGAACUCAUGUGGAUCAGCUGGGAACAGAGUUGGGCAGGGCCCUUUUAAAAGGGAAUAUAGUGAGUGUGCACUAUAUUGGUUUACAAACCAAGGAACAGUGAUCCAUUUUAACCACCCCAAAAUUCAGGCGUCUCUGGCAGCAAACACCUUCACCAUUACAGGCCAUGCUGAGACAAAGCAGCUGACAGAAAUGCUUCCCAGCAUCCUAAACCAACUUGGAGCAGACAGUCCGACUAGUUUAUGGAGACUGGCUGAAGCUCUGCCCAAACAAUCUGUGGAUGGAAAAGCACCACUUGCUACUGGAGAGGAGGAUGAUGAUGAAGUCCCAGAUCUGGUGGAGAAUUUUGAUGAGGCUUCUAAGAACGAGGCAAACUGAAUUGAGGAGACUUCUAAAGAAGGAGACACUUGCAGAAGUCACAGGAGCUGCUAUUUUCUAUCAUGACUGCUUUUUAAAAUUCUCUUGUUUAUGGAUCUGAUAAAAAUCUAAAUCUCUAAUUUUUAAGCCCAAGCCCCCUGGAUACUGAAGCUCUUUUCAGUUUUUGCUUAAACACAAUUAAUUCUUUGCAGCAAAUAAAGCUGAGGAAGCCUGGGAAUAAAGUUUGGAAAGAGGUUAAUAAAUUCUUUUCCUAGUUAAAAAGACAGGACAGUACAGAUAUCUGAAUACUAACAAAAGUCAGUGGGAAUUUAAUCUUUGGGCUUUAAGACAGCUAGGGUAUCUAACUCCAGUUUAGUCAUUCAGUAAUUUCAUUGUGUUACCAUAAAAUUAUAUACAUAUUUUUAUAAGGAGCAAUUUAUUGGGAUACUAGCCUUUUUCCCCCUUUGGUUAUUUUGAGACAGGGUUUUUUUUCUGUGU